AUGAGUGGUAAAACCGGUUUAACAAUAAAGCAAGUAAACAACUGGCUAUGUAAUCAACGCCGGAAGCAAGAUGGUAGAGGCAAUGAGAAAGACAGAAAAAGAAGACUGAUAAUGAGAGAAGAACAACUUAGAAAAGGAAUAUCUAGAAGCAGCGUGUUUUCUCAAAGUCAAUUGAAGUUGUUCGAGCAAUAUCAUUUCAAAGCAGAGCUUGCCGAGAUUGGAGGAAGCUCAUUCAAAAUACCAUAUGGAGAUCUUGUUGUGCAAACUGGACAGGACAGAAAAAAGAUCAGAGACUGGUUUUCGAAAAGAAAAUCGAAAGACAGAAAGUUUGCUGAAACAAUGAAGAAUACGUUGGUUGAGAAUGAAGUGAACGUUCCUUUUGAAACCAAUACGGGUCCAAAUUUGGAAACGGUGGAGCUCUCAGAGCACACGGACGUUUCUACAAGUCAAACUCCACACCCCGAACAGAACGCUGUACCCAUCCAUUCCGACACUGUCACCUCUGACCCUACUCCACCUGUAAGGUAUUUAUCAGACAAUCUCCGUCAAUUUACGGUGGGAGAUUUGCUAGGAUCAGCAUCAAGCAAGAUUCGUCCAUUCAACAUCGAUUUUGUCAGACGCUGCCUAUUCGAAAUCGUCAUGCUUCGCCCAGAGCCAGAAAUGCCGGCUUAUUGGGUUUCUCCUCGCAGUACCCUAUUCAAAUUGUGGACACCGGAAACUUCUCGCGUCUACAAUCAGCAGGAAAGUCAAUGCUCAAUCCUGAAGAAGCCGACGUCGCUUUUCUCCUCAUCCGCAGACCAAUACCACGUCCGGCCAGCUCUACCAACCCACGCUCCUACCAAGCCACCUGACAUGGUUGGAACGCCCCCGAAGCUCAUAUAA
Molecule: messenger RNA, 882 nt
Organism: Caenorhabditis briggsae
Lineage: Eukaryota; Metazoa; Nematoda; Chromadorea; Rhabditida; Rhabditidae
Exons: 5
Coding region: 1-882 (293 amino acids)
Molecular function (GO): DNA binding
Source: RefSeq, a predicted model, not a curated record